Molecule: messenger RNA, 3316 nt
Organism: Lolium perenne
Lineage: Eukaryota; Viridiplantae; Streptophyta; Magnoliopsida; Poales; Poaceae
Source: RefSeq, a predicted model, not a curated record
UUCUCUCUCUAGUGGCCCAGGCUUUCUUCUCCUGCAAGCCCAACCAGCCGGGGCCGGACUGCCGCCCUCCGCCGUGCGCAGUAGAGCGAGCCGGAUGGCGCCAUACGGCGAAACCCCCGACCAGCCGGGGUUGGCGCACUCCGUCGAGCACAGGUGCGCACGCGGGAUGGCGUCGUCCAAGCAGUUCGACGAGGGCGGGCGGCUCCAGGUCAUGGAGGCCGACCGGGUCGAGGAGGAGGAGCGCUUCGAGUCCAUCGACAAGUUGAUCUCGCAGGGAAUAAACUCAGGAGACGUGGAGAAGCUCAAGGAUUUGGGGAUCUACACUUGCAAUGGCCUGAUGAUGCACACCAAGAAGAGCCUUACAGGGAUCAGAGGCCUGUCUGAAGCAAAGGUUGAUAAGAUUUGCGAGGCUGCUCUAAAAAUUCUGCGAAAGUCUGUUGCUGGGAAUACCACUGGGAGCCAAGCACUUGAUGAGCUGCUUGGAGGAGGGAUUGAAACACCGCGUAUCACAGAGGCAUUUGGAGAGUUCCGGCACGCGAGCAGGAUGGCACCGUCCAAGCAGUAUGCUGAAGACAUGCCUGUCCAGCACAGGGAGGCCUACCUGGUCGAGGAGAACGGCUUUAAAUCUCUUGAUAAACUUAUAUCUAGGAGUAUACGGGCAGGAGAUGUGAAGAAGCUGCACGCUGCCGGGAUCCACACUUGCAGUGAUCUAAGUACAUGCAGCAAGAAGAAGCUUGCGGAGAUCAAAGGAUUCUCAGAAGAAAAGAUUGACAUUAUACUCAGUGCUUCGAAGAAACUCCUGAUCGAUGAGUAUGACAAAGGAAGUGACCUCUUGCUAAAUGGUAAUUAUGUGAAGUGGAUUAGAACAGCAAAUAAGGCUUUAGAAGAACUUCGCUGCGGAAAUUUGGAAAAUCAUCCGACGAUUCAUUCGCUUGAUAAUUUUAGAUCAGAGAAGACACUAUUGACACACUCUCUAUGUGUUACGUCUCAGAUUCCAGUGAAAGGUGAUGAGUUCACACCUAAAGUUGUUUACAUUGACACAUUGGGUUUGUUUAAUCCUGACUGCAUUGUCUCAAUAGCUGAGAGUCUUGGGAUUGAUGGGUCACGUGUUCUUGAAAAUGUUUUACACAUACCAGCUGACUCUUUCGAGAAAAUCGAAAAAUUGAGCUCAGGCCUUGCCGCAAAGAUUUCUGAAGAGCCUUUCAGCCUUCUGAUAGUUGAUUCGGUAACGCCCCUACUAAGCACAGGGGGCAAGGGAAGUAUGGAAAAUGCUGUUUGCCAGAGCAAGUUGAAACACCUGCUAUCACAUCUUGCUAAUAUUUCCAAGGAGUACAACGUUGCAGUUUAUGUUACAAAACGAGAUGACAGUGAAAUGAAACUGAUGGAUUUCAAAAGCACACAACUGUCUCAACUUGAGAAGAUAUGUGAUGAUAAAGAAGAAGAAUCAACCAUCAGCAUUUCAGUUUCUACCCUCAGUGGUUUUCAUUGCUUAAAUGUGAACCCAAGUGAUACAGUCUCUUCUUUGAUCAAAAUUGUAGAGAAGCGAGCAAAACUUCCUUUGGGAUCUCAGUACCUUACGUACCGCGGCAAAAUACUCAAGCCUGGAAUGCGAUUGGGUGAUUGUGAUAUGGUGGUUAACUCGUGGUUUGAAGCAAAUUCAAGACUUCUUGGUGGCGCGCCAGAAAUAAACCCGGCACAAACGUUGUCUGAUUUUGUAGCAAAGGAUAAUGACGUAAAGGAAUCGAUGUCUGAUGGGGUGAAAGUAUAUAACAAUAAAAUGGCUAAGGAAAUUAUCAUACCUUAUCCGCGAGGAACAAAGGGCUAUAGAUAUCUUGUAAAAGUGGCUAUGACGCCUUUGUCAAAUAGUAUCUUCUCUAGUAUGCUCAACAAGGUUUCCAAAGCUCAUGCAGAAGAAAAGAGCUGGGGAGGUAAAAUCAAUGGUAGUACAUUCCAGGUCACUGACGGGAAGCUUGAGAUUCUUGUUCAACCAGAAUAUACACUUGAUGAAGUGAAUGCGAAGGAAGACUACAAGCAGCUGUCCCAGUUAUUCUGGGAGUAUGCAGAACUCAAUGGGCACCAUCCAAUAUAUCUUAGAAGCUUAUGCUCUUACAUGGAUACUGCGACAAAAGCGCUAGCACAGGAUUACAAGUUUCAUUUGUUUCUAAGAAUACAUCCGUGCCUGUUGACCUACAGUCAGAGGUCUUCUCUGUUCUGGGAGAUCGGCCGAGAAUUUGAUGGCUUUGUCCCCAGUGACCAAGCAGACUUUAACAGUGCUGUUGAUUCCAUCAUUUUCCCCACAGGCUGGAGGAGUAUUGCUAUCAAAGAAAAGAUAUUUUACAUGACUUAUGUGCGCAGGAAUUAUAGCAAAUACUCGAGUGAUUGUUUCCGGUUCCUGCGGAAUUGGCUAACACACGGCAAAGUCAACUUCACUAAAGCUGAUUCAAGGACAUUUAAUACUCGAUCAAUGGACUAUUUAAUUGAGAUUUAUUUCAAGGACUUCUUUCCAGAUGUCCUUUGGUUGCUAACUCAGAAAAACUUUGAAGGGUUAAAUGAAUGGUUCUGUGAUUUAACUGGCGAUGAUAUCCAUGCCUGAAGUCCGUUUGAGCCACCAAACCAUCAAAAUUUAUUGUUGUCUUUAUGGAUUACGUGUUAUCAUGUUGCUUUGGGAACUUCCUAUGCAAUAGGAAAGGGAGCAAUCUGGUGUUAUAAGCUCUUGACAUUGCAUGUGGACGUACUUGACCGGUCUCCGGACUUCUGGUGGCAGCUUCCAUGAUAUUCAAGGAGAGCAUGCUAAUGCUUCACGGUGGUUAAUCUUCAAUGCAGAGGCUGGCUUAACACCGUGACUUGUCAGCUGUGCCUCGCCGCCCUGGAGACCUGCACACACUCGUUUGUGCACUGUCUUCAUGUCGCAGGUCUGGCAGCUGGUCAGGGCCUGGACCGGCGCUGACUUCCCCACUCCAAGGUUAGCUUCACGAGCACGGAGUGGUGGCUGCAGGUGCGGAAACGAGCUCCCAAAACUCUACGCCAUGGUUUCGACGCUGCCGUGAUCCUGGUACACUGGCGCAUCUGGAAGGAAUGGACCUCCAGGGUCUUUCAGAACGUCCAACACUCUGUAGAGGAUGUCUUCGAGAUGAUCCGUGCCUGGUGUGCGGAGGGUAGAGUCGUUGCCGUCUAGUUUCUCGCAGGAUGUUUAGUCGGUGCCCCAGGCCUGUCUGGGUGCCACCUCUUGCCUGUGCUUCACCUCGGAGCGGCGUUGCUGUACUCUGUUCUUCUACUUGUAUGCUUAAUAAAGAUCGGCAUCUGGCCUUUCCGAUCA